AUGGCGACGCAGGUGCCGAAGCUGUCUGCAAAGCGGCAACGCCUUGCCUUGCAGGCAGAGCAGCGCGAGAAUGAAGAGCUCGCCGAGAGCGGCCAGCUGAAUGCGACCAUGUCGUCUGUGUUAGUCCAAUUUCGUUCUGGACAAGACGAUCGCUACCUGGGCUCGACGCUCAGUCUUCCUGCUGGCGCAGGCCAAGCAGAAAUGGGCAACAUUGUAAACCAGCUGCGCGAAGCAUCCAAGGAAAAAAAGGAAGAUGAAGAUGACGACGAGAUACAGUACACUUUCCACGUUCUCUUGCCACCUUCGCCCGAGAAUCCAUCGCAGCCAACGCGGAUCAACAUUACCAAGAAUUUGCACGAGGAUGUGCUGAUAUCGAGUAUUGCAAAGAAACUCGGAGUCAGUGCUGAAGAUAGUUUGACUGUUGUGUUUGAGCCCCAGGCUGUGUUUCGCGUUCGCGCUGUACAUCGAUGUUCGAGCACCAUGUCUGGUCACGCCAGUCCAAUUUUGUGCUGCUCCUUCUCGCCCACAGGCCAGCUGCUAGCAACGGGCGCGGGCGACAGAACGUGCCGUUUGUGGGACAUGGAUGCAGAAAUGCCGUUGCAUACGCUCCAUGGCCACGCGGGCUGGGUGCUCUGCGCAGAAUGGGAAGGACGCGAACGCAGGCUGGCCACUGGCGGUAUGGACGGCCAAGUGUGGGUGUGGGAUGCGCUGAACCCAUCUUUUCCCGGACGUAAAGGCUGGGGCGCGCGCUCUGGGAAACAGGUGGACGAGGAGCGCGAAUUCCAGGGCGAAAGUGGGCGCAUGUCUGUUGCCGAACGUCGCGCUGCACGUCAUGCAUCUCCUCCUGGCCACUUGCUGCGCGGCCACACGAAAUGGAUCACGAGUCUUGCGUGGGAGCCGGUGCACAAAAAUGCACACGCGCCGCGUCUUGCGAGCUCGUCCAAAGACGGGACGGUGCGUGUAUGGAACGUGGAGAAACGCAUGGUCGAUUUCGUGCUUGGCGGGCAUACGGCAAGCGUCAAUGCUGUGCGCUGGGGCGGCGAAGGUGCGCUGUAUACUGCGUCGUCGGACCGCACCGUGAAAGUAUGGAAUGCGGACGAUGGCCGCCUGAUCCGUACGCUCAACGAUCACGCCCAUUGGGUCAAUACACUCGCUAUUUCUACGGACUAUUACCUGCGCACAGGUCCGUACGACCCGCAAGAUGUCUAUGUAAAGGAAAUGCUGGCGCGGCAUAGAGCCCGACCCGAAGACAGCGCAGGAGCCGAGGCAGCGGACCGCGAAGAAGACCGCUUGGCACAGUCCUCAGCACUGCAGCGCUAUUUGGAUGCCACUGGCCAUGAGACAAGGCCAGAGCUUGUGGUGAGUGGCUCUGACGACCAUACCCUCUUCUUGUGGCCACCGCAGAUUGGUGGUGCCGCGCCGAGCCCAAAGAAGCCGCUUAUGCGACUCACGGGCCACCAAAAAACGGUCAAUCAUGUGAGCUUCUCGCCCGACGGGCGGUUUAUUGCGUCGGCCUCGUUUGACAAUAGCGUCAAGCUGUGGGACGGGCGGACGGGCAAAUUUGUUGCAAACUUGCGUGGGCACGUCGCGAGUGUUUACCGCCUUGCAUGGAGCAGCGACAGUCGCAUGCUCGUGAGCGCCUCGAAGGAUUCCACAUUGAAGCUGUGGAAUUUGCGCACGUACAAGAUUAGAAUCGAUCUUCCGGGCCAUGACGACGAAGUGUACUGCGUCGAUUUCGUUGCGGAUAAGGUUGCAAGCGGAGGCCGCGACCGUACGGUGAAGAUUUGGCGUCAUUAG
Messenger RNA from Malassezia vespertilionis, 1797 nucleotides. It is a transcript of the gene RSA4, whose product is annotated as ribosome assembly. Gene Ontology annotation, biological process: ribosomal large subunit assembly. The record is from RefSeq and is a predicted model, not a curated record. Bases 1 to 1797 code for a protein of 598 amino acids. The transcript has a single exon. Gene Ontology annotation, molecular function: protein binding. Gene Ontology annotation, cellular component: nucleolus. NCBI's taxonomy places the organism in Eukaryota, Fungi, Basidiomycota, Malasseziomycetes, Malasseziales, Malasseziaceae.